AUGGGUGUAUCUCAUAUGUGUAUAUCAGUACUAGCAGAGCUGCAGUUAGAUUCACUUGAGGAUAUUUUGUUUCUAAUGUGUCUACAUUGUGGAGAUGUUAUUUCAUUUGGACAUGUUGUAUGGGACGGUGCGUCAUUAAUCCUAGCUUGCAGAAAUGUUAAAAAAGGUUUAGAUGCAAAAGCAGAAAUAUUACAGAAGGUUCAGAAUUAUAACGGGCAGAUAUUUGUAAAACAUUUAGAUCUGUGUUCUAUUCCGAAUAUUGUCAAGUUUACCGAGAAUAUAAAAAGCGAAUUCAAAGAAAUAUUUGCUCUGGUGAAUUGUGCAGGAGUAUUUUACCAUCCUCAAGGUUUAACUGAAGAUGGGUUUGAAAUUACCUUACAAACUAAUUAUUUAGGACCUUUUAUAUUAACUCAUCAUCUACUGGGAUUAUUACAAAAUUCAGUUCAUGCCAGAAUAAUUAACGUUUCUUCAGAGGCCCAUAGAAAUGUUAAUAUAUAUGAUUUAAAAGCAAUCACAAAGUGCCAAACUGAAUUUAGAUCUCACUUUAUUGCUUAUGGAGUUUCAAAAUUAGCUCUCAUUUUAUUUACAAAGGAACUGGCAAAGAAACUCACAAACACCAACGUAUUGGUAAAUGCAGUUAACCCUGGUAAUGUAGAAACUCCAAUUUACAGACACUUCCCGCCACUUUCAAACCCCUGGUUCUACGCCGCCCAGUGGCCAAUCAGGAUAGUCGGUGUCAAAAGUCCGAAACAGGGCUGCCAAACACUACUUCAUGCUCUCCUAACCUCAAAUCGCUCAACAGGUCAGUACUAUAGUGAUUGCAAAUCCUGCUUACCUAGCCCUAUAGCCGGUAACGACAAAAUAGCCGCAGAAUAUUAUAACCUCACUCUAGAAGUCUUGGCUGAUUGGUUAAAUACAGAAUCUGAGUGUUAGGACACAAAAUGGAGGAGUGGAUAUCACCAGAUGAUAA
Sitophilus oryzae (rice weevil) is the source of this 970-nucleotide messenger RNA. Its product is annotated as retinol dehydrogenase 12-like. Bases 1 to 933 code for a protein of 310 amino acids. The record is from RefSeq and is a predicted model, not a curated record. Lineage: Eukaryota; Metazoa; Arthropoda; Insecta; Coleoptera; Curculionidae. The transcript has 4 exons.